UUAUUAUUAUAUUGUUUUCAGGAUGUUGAAAACCGUCGGAUUCAGACAAUGCAGUGCUCUAUUCAACCUAGUCAAGAUAAGAAGGAACCCAAUACACUCAGUCUUAGAAUACUUCUUAGAAUGGAGGAUAAUAUGAACCGACAGCUUUAUUGUACAAUUGUACGCGGAGUUGAUACUGCUCCAGGGAUGGCAGCUGAGCUUGUACAACAUGGAUUUAUUCAUUCACAUGAUUCUCAGGCUAUUGUCGAGAUGCUAGCCAAGGCAAUGGUGAGGUAUGAUAGCGAGGGAAAUGAAUACGAAAUUAUGAAACAGGAUGAGUUCCAAUCCAUUGUGUGUGCAUAGAAGCACUGGACAUUACAGAUAUUUAUUACUAUUUAGUAUUUUUGAAAAAAAGG
This is a messenger RNA of Eurytemora carolleeae, 395 nucleotides long. Its product is annotated as nuclear receptor-binding protein homolog. NCBI's taxonomy places the organism in Eukaryota, Metazoa, Arthropoda, Copepoda, Calanoida, Temoridae. Bases 49 to 342 code for a protein of 97 amino acids. The transcript has 4 exons. The record is from RefSeq and is a predicted model, not a curated record.